This is a messenger RNA of Chaetura pelagica (chimney swift), 1173 nucleotides long. It is a transcript of the gene SMYD3, whose product is annotated as SET and MYND domain containing 3. Gene Ontology annotation, cellular component: nucleus. The annotation marks the transcript as partial. The transcript is spliced from 11 exons. Gene Ontology annotation, molecular function: protein binding; histone methyltransferase activity. The record is from RefSeq and is a predicted model, not a curated record. NCBI's taxonomy places the organism in Eukaryota, Metazoa, Chordata, Aves, Apodiformes, Apodidae.
CUAAACAGGAACGAACAUCUGCACAGAUGCUCUCAGUGCAAGGUUGCUAAAUAUUGUGGUAAAACUUGUCAGAAGGAAGCUUGGCUGGACCACAAGCGGGAAUGCAGGUGUCUUAAGAGUGUGGAGCCCAAUUUUCCUCCAGAUUCUGUCAGACUUGCUGGCAGAAUUGUUUUUAAACUACUUAGACAAUCAGUCUGCCUUUCUGAGAGUCUGUACUCUUUUUCUGAUCUUCAGUCAAAUAUUGAACAGUUAAGUGAAGAAAUGAAAGAUGGCCUCAGGCACCUUGCGCAGAUGUUGCAACUGUAUUUGAAAACAGAGAUCCAGGAUGUGUCUCACUUGCCACCUGCAAUUGACUUUUUUCAGAUUUUCACAAAAGUGACCUGUAACUGUUUCACCAUCAGUAAUGGAGAGAUGCAGGAUGUUGGUGUUGGCCUGUAUCCCAGCAUGUCUUUGCUGAACCACAGCUGUGACCCAAACUGUGUGAUAGUUUUUGAAGGAUACCAGCUUUUACUUCGCUCCGUCCGAGACAUCCAGAUUGGUGAAGAGCUCACCAUCAGCUAUAUUGAAUCACUGAUGCCCACCAGUGAACGCCAAAAGCAACUGAAGCGCCAGUAUUGCUUUGAAUGUGACUGUCUUCUCUGCCAGAAUCAAGAAAAGGAUGCUGAGAAAUUGGCUGGUCAAGAGCAUGCCUGGAAAGAAGUCAAAGAUGCUGUAAAUGACGUGAGAUAUCCGAAAUCAAAACAAGAGUGGGAGCAGGUUCUGGCCAGAUGCCAGAAUCUCUUGAGCAGUAACAGGGAUCGUCUUCCAGACACAAAUAUCUAUCAGCUGAAAAUGCUUGACUGUGCCAUGGAUGCCUGUAUUAACCUUGAAUUCUGGGAAGAAGCUUUGCAUUAUGGCAGCAGGACUCUGGAACCAUACAGACUGUAUUAUCCUGGUUUCCAUCCACUGAGGGCCCUCCAGCUGAUGCGAGUGGGCAAACUGCAGUACAGUCGAGACAUGUUUCCUCAGGCACUAGAGACCUUGAAACAGGCCUAUGAUAUUAUGAAGGUGACCCAUGGAACAGAUCACAGCCUGAUGCAAGCCUUGAUGGAGAUAAAGGAACAGUGUGAGGCCAUCAUGAGAACACAGUGAAGAAAAACUCCAGUCUGGAAAACAAAAUAUUCAAGGAGGAAG